This is a messenger RNA of Myxocyprinus asiaticus (Chinese sucker), 7032 nucleotides long. RefSeq names its product separin-like. NCBI's taxonomy places the organism in Eukaryota, Metazoa, Chordata, Actinopteri, Cypriniformes, Catostomidae. Gene Ontology annotation, biological process: meiotic chromosome separation; proteolysis. Gene Ontology annotation, molecular function: protein binding; cysteine-type endopeptidase activity. The transcript has 32 exons. The coding region runs from base 168 to 6641 and encodes 2157 amino acids. Gene Ontology annotation, cellular component: centrosome; mitotic spindle; cytoplasm. The record is from RefSeq and is a predicted model, not a curated record.
CACUCUGCGAACCGCUGACAUCAACAAAUCGUCGACGCGCCAGUGAAGAUUACAUACAAUUUAAAAAUCUACAUUUAAUUUAAGUACAUAUGUGUAGCACCCAAAUAGAGUCGCCUUUCCUUCAUAUUUGUCCGUUUAGCCAAGUAUGAAACAAAAGUGACAACAGAAUGAAGUGCUUGAGAACAGAGGAGUAUGUCCAACAGCUGUCUUGUGUGAAGGACACUGUAGUUCUUCACGACGAACUCAAGAAACAUGUGGAUGAUGGCCUUGGUCUAUAUGGUCGCACAGUCUGUGAUCGUAUCAUCCGAGCAUGCAACCAGCGGCUGGGCAGUGGCACGCUGGACUCCGCUCAUCAGGAGCGACUAGUGGACUUGGUGGAACUGGCCGUCCGGGGGUUUGAAUUGCUAGAAGAGCCUGGAAUGCAGAGCAACCCAUUUUAUCUGGAGAAAAUUGUGUUCCAUAUCCUACAGAAAGUCGCCACCCUUGGAGCUCAUGGCCCUGCUUGUCGACUGGGACGACUCAUGUACAGAAGGCUGAAGCAAUUGUCUGCUGAGAUGGAUGACUACCACGUUUUGGUGCGAAACUGCUUCGCAGUGCUGUGGAACGGUCUCCUGUCUAACAGUGCACAUGGCCCAGCCCUCACUUCAAGAGACAAACUCCACUGUCAGCUACAAGCUUUGACUUUCAGACUCUUGGAGCAGGAGUCCAGCUCAGCCUCUUCCCCAUCCAAAGUCCCUUUGUUUGUGCAUGAGGCGAUUGGAGAGUAUGAACGAUCAUGUGGGAGUCUGACUCAAGACGAUGUGAGUUUUUUGACCUCUGAAUUACAAGAACUGAUCCUCAGCCCUUUAAUCAACCCAUCUGAAGGGCGAGACUCUGCAUUGAUGUGUCCCUCUCUGCCUGUAAGGUGUGAGGUGGUGUUAAAGGUGUGUAAACUGCUUUGUAAGAGUCAGUUUUCAGCAGAGGCUCAUGGGCUGUUGCAUAAAGUUCUGGAGGGGGUCAAGGAUCAUGGUGGGCUGCGCUCAGCUCUGAGUCUUGUCGAUCGGGCAGUGCAGCUGCAGUGUGCGUUAGGCUCUGGAGGAGAAUGUAGUAAGUCUUUCACAGAAUGUGCACGCAUCCUCAGGGGCCUGUCCACUGCCAUGUCUGCCCCAGAGUGUCAUGCCCUUUUGGAGGCAUGUCAUCUGGUGAUUUGGGCAUUGGAGGCUGGCCAGAGUAAAGGGAUGAGCAUAGCUACUUUGCUGACUUGUUUUUCUUUCUUGGAGGAAUAUCAGGAACUUCUGCUUACAUGGCAAAAGGGCUCAUAUUCACAGCAGAUGCAGUACUCCCUUUGUUUCAGUUUUUACCAAGGCUUUAUUAGCACAUAUGAAAGUCUCCACACAUCACAGGUGUCUACAGGUGAGACUCUGGACAGAGUGCUUUUGUAUUGCCAAGCGACAGCAGGACGCAUGCUGACGGAACUGCGGACACUCAACAAUGACAAUUUCUUACUAAAAUCAGUGUGUGCGGUGAAUAAUGUGGUAUACGAGCUGUUUAACAGGAAGUUGUAUGACAGAGCAUUUAGUUUGGCUGCGAUUGUGUGCCAAGAGCUGUGUAAGGACUGCCCACCCUCUCUACCUGUGGACAGGGUGAAUCGCUGCUUCAUGCUGGUGGUGCAGUGUAGUAGGCGUGGGGGUCAGCUGGAUUGUGCUCUAGACUGGGUUGUGCGCUGGAUUCUGGUUUUAGGCACUCAGGUUUUGGAUCAUCUUGCAGAACCUGUGUCACUGUGGGUCAAAACCAAGUGUGACGCAGCCCGAGCAGGAGAGGACGACACACGCCUGCGGACUCUGAGGGAUGGUUUGGGUGAAAUAUCGGUAGAUGAGGAGGUGCUGAUAUGUUUGUUAGAGCAAGAGUUACGAGUUUAUAAGGAGCAGACAGGAGACACAGCACAGGAGCGCUACAACACACUCUGUGAUCUCCUAGAUAUCUGCCAUGAAGAUUCCCCACACACUCUGAGACGGGCUACUUACCUGUGUGAGAUGGCACAGGUUGUGUGCUACCAGGACUUCAGACAACAGACUGACUGUUCAGCGGUUGACUUUACCCAUGAGGCAUUGAGGUUGUUGGCGGCAGAGCCAAAGACAGCAGAGAAUACUGAUAGGCUAAAAGAUGAGAAGGCACAGGCCUUCCUUUGGCUCUACAUCUGCACUCUUGAGUCCAAUCUGCAAGAGGCUGUGGACACAGAGAAGCGAUUGCGUGCGGUGCAGGAGGAGAGUAAAACAGAGGCGAAUAUGGAUCCUGUUCCCACUAAUGAUCUGGAGUAUGAAGACAAACAGAAAUCACAAGAGAGCCAGCUUGUCUAUGAAGGACUUCGCUUCAAUCUACUGGCCCAUAGCAAGCUGAGUGAGCCUUUAGAUAGGUGCUUGUUUCUGUGGAGGAGUCUACUGAGGGGGUCUGUGCCUGCAGUAAAAGACCCCAAACUCACAGCAUCUUCCAUCACACUGAUGGGUGCCCUCUAUACACUUAUGGGCAAGCACCUGCAAGCUCUGGAGGGAUAUCAGCUCGCUGCUGCCCUAUUCCGCAGCCUUGGCGAUGCCCAGAACAGUGCUAGUGCCCUUUGCCACUCUGCCAGGAUCCUACUGUAUUUGGGCUCCCCUCAACUUGCACAGGCAGAGUUAGAAAAAGCAGAACAGAGUUUGACCUCUGACCCAAGCUCAGAGGCAAUGUCUGUUAUCUCCAUGACGGCUAUGCUGCAGAGAGCACAGAUCUGCUUCACUUUAGGACAGGUGGAGCAAGGCGUAUGCUGCAUGACAGAGGUGAUAAAGCAGUCUGGUCAACAUCAUUCUAAGAGCUGGUACCUGCUCAGGGCACGAGCACUGCAGACAGCCAGUGAAUAUUUGAGUCUGGACACACAGGCUUUGGACUCUCUGCAACGUCAGAGCAUCAUUCAACAUGGUCUGAAGACUCCAGAUACAGCUCAAUAUGAAGGGUUGAAGCUAUUGUGCAGCCUGGUGAUGAUGUUGUUGGGCAAUGGGUUUUAUGGUGCCCCUGGACCAAACUCCGACACUCGCUUUGUAGAUCAAGGAGACAGUGUUGUGUUUAAGUGGCUGUUGCUGAGUGAGGUGCUGGUGUGUUCUGAGAGGAUGGUGACCAUUAGGAGCAGCAGUGGGGCUGUUCAUGAAGCUAAAGCUCAGUGUUUGGAGGCUCUCAAACUGGCCACCAAACUGCAGACCCUCAGCCACUGUGCUGAGUUGUUGGUGUUGAAAGCAGAACUGGAGUUGAUGAAGGGAGCAACUGAAGCCAGUGGUUUAGACCUGGAGCAAGUUAGAAACUUACUGGAUCUGUGCACAGAUUUUGGCCAGACACAACAUAAGUGCGACGUGAAAAUAAAACCUCGCAAAGGACGUCCAGCUGCCCCUUCUUCCUCUGUUGAUGUCCCUGAGGAAGAGGAGGACCUGAGUGGAAUCCUCAGCUCUCGUGCCUUUCUCAAGGAGCCUGUGGAGGCCAUGUCUAGAUUAGGAAGCCAAGGAGCAUCUCCCCCUUUAAAGCCCAAACGCCAGUGUGGGCUUUCCUGCCUGACCCAUGCAGAGACCUGCUCCUGUUCCUGCUGCAGCGAGCUCAGCUUGGCUCGAGUCAGUGUCCACUGGGCGCUGAUACAGGCAGAUCUCCAGUCAGACCAAGACUUAUCCCGCCGACUACGCCACUCUGCCAGGAAACGUUGCCGUGGUGUCAUAGCUAAGCUCCAAAGCAAUUUGGCAGUUCUUGUAUCUUCUAAAAAGUCAGUUGGGCUGACGCUGCUGCAAGCAGAACUCGGCAGAAUGCAUUUGGGCACUGUGCUUCAGCUUCUCAGAUCUGGAGACAAAGGGAAAGCUGCAGCACUGUGGGAGGAGAUAGAAGCAGGAUUGGAGGCAGUGAAGCCAAAAGGGGCAAUGACGCCAGAGCUUGGACCCAUUAGAGCUGCUCUGCUGGAGGCUAAAGCUGUAGCCUGCCUCUUGGCACUGGCCAUGAAAAAACAGAGCACACCUGAAGAACUAUUCUCCAGUGUCUGGGGCUGGAACCCACCGAAGACCAUACCACAAAUAAAAACUAAAACACAACCUGACAGCGUCCCAUCCGAAAGCAGGAAAACCAAAGAGUCCUCUUUAGUUUCUAAGAAAGCAAAAGACUCUGGGCCCAAAAUUACCAUCACAAAAUCCUCAAUGGUUUUCAAAACACCCAAACCAACGAGGACUUCGCGGCCCAAAUCAGUCUCCACUAGCAUUGGUGACAUAAGAGCAUUUGACUUCACCAAUGAGGUUCCUGAGAUUUCUGUCUUUACACCCUCGCUAACACCUGCCAGCCGUCGUGGGAUCAUAAAGUCAAAAGCUGCCCCAAAGGGGUCAUUUGAGGUCUACAAAGAUUCUUCUCCUGCAGAAGAGAAACCUGUGGUUGUGCCUGCUGCACCUAAACGGACCAAGCGCUCUCGUUUCAAGGUCGAGUUCAGUGAUGAGAGUGACACUGAAAGCGCACCUCCUGCUGUAGCAAAGUCUGAGAAAAAGGGAAAUGCUUCCAAUUCUAAAACCUCUCGCACCCUAAAGCCAGCUCUGAACUCCAACCCUAGUGAUGCCAAAGUUCCUGUAAACCCCACUGUGGAACCAGAUCCUCCCAGAAGGGCCCGGACCAGUAAGAAAAGCACAGCCCUGCCCUCCACCAGCUGUCUCUCCUCCGAGGAAGAAACUGGUUUAUCCUCUGCACGCACACGCAGGGGGCGGCCAAAGAAGAGUCAGAGUUCAGAGGUCACAGAGGAACCAGAGAGGAUGAGGAUGAUUAAAGAGGAUGAAGAUGAGGUUCUUUUGAAUAUCAGCCUGGAGGAGCUCAGAGGUUCUGAUACGGAAAUGAAAGACACAGGCAGCCCAGAUGCAGAUUGUGAGGUCCUGAGGAGAGAUCUGGGUGCAGAUGUUGGACGGGAGUGUUUCAGUGAGCUCAGGAGGACUGGACCAAAUGGUGCUGGAGCUCACACAUCCCUACCACACGCUCAUACACCUCUAGCUGACCUGUCAGUAGAGGCGAUCCAGUCGCACCUUCGUUCCUCAUGGCUCCUCCUCCACCACUACCCGCCUCCCUGCAUUUAUCCCCAUGUCUGCUCAGUGCUUGCUCAGUCACUCGGCCAGACUGAUCCCACCACCACAGCAAUGCUGCAUGCGCAGUCACUUGGGGUGUCCACUCGCCACCAUAUGACCCGUCAUGUUGUUAGCCAGUUCAGGAAGCUGAAGAAAUCUUGUAAUGAUGUAGCAGAGGGUCUUGGUGCUCUGAGUCUGGAGGAAUCAUAUGGGGUGACAAAGUCACAGAAACUCUCUGCGCUAGAGCAGAUCUUUUCCUUCACCUCAUCACACCCAACAAAGUUCCCACAAACACACACCGAGCAGUUCACUCAGCAGCUGAAAGAUCUGCCAGCAGGAAUAACAGUGUGCAUGCUCUCGCUCACGGGGGUGUAUCCUGAUGAGAUUGGCAGCACUAUUCUUCUGACCCGACUGGAGCGAGACUGCACCCCGAUUACUAUGAGAAUCCCUACCGCAGACAGAGAGCACUCAGUUGCCAUGCUGCUGGAAGAGAUGGAUGGAGUGUUGAAAGGGCAGAAGGAGGUGAGCGCGGUGGCAGAGAAAUCACAGUGGUGGGAGGGACGGAAGGAUUUGGACGCCCGCGUGGAGAAAUUGCUCGAGAAGAUGCAGGAUGCUUUGGGGGUGUGGCGAACUUUACUCCUCCCUUUGACCUCUGACCCUGAGCUGGAAGUUCAAGUUAAGUGCUUUCAACAAGCACUGAAAGGAACAAAGAUCACACAAGACAUGCUCAUGGUGGUACUCUCUGCAUCUCCACUUUUGUCCUUGCUGGACCUGCAGUCUCUUGUGGAGGGGACAGGUUUGCAGGACAGGGACUUCCUGAGGCUUCUGCAGGGGUGUGUGACUGAACUGAGAGGGAGGGAGGAACCACAAGGACAUACGGUUCUGAUCUUGGACAAGUACCUGCAGAGGUUGCCAUGGGAGAACAUUGCUUGUCUGAAAUCACGUUCUGUCACUCGCAUGCCCUCUUUACAUGCAGUACUAGGACACAGUCAUCUGAAACAGAUGGAUUCUAGCUGUGUGUUGUCUUGUGGAGUGAACCCUAAGCAAGUUUACUAUGUGCUGAACCCAGAUGGAAACUUGCCUGACACUGAGAAGCGGUUUCAAGAAUGGUUCACUGGUGAGCGGGCAUGGCAGGGGGUUUGUGGAACUGCUCCUGAUCAAGAUAAACUACAAGAGGCUGUGACCACCAAAGACCUCUAUAUUUACAUAGGACAUGGUGCAGGAGCCCGAUUUCUGGAUGCUCAGAUGGUUUUGAAAGGGUCUUUGCGGGCCGUGGCUCUCUUGUUCGGCUGCAGCAGUGCUGCUCUCAGUGUACUUGGCCACCAGGAGGGAACAGGGAUCAUCCUUAGCUAUCUGACCGCAGGAUGCCCACUAGUGCUUGGUAACCUGUGGGAUGUGACGGAUCGUGAUUUGGAUCGCUUCACGUCAGCUCUGCUCCAGUCCUGGCUCUCUGCUGGCCCUGGCUCCUCCCUGCUUCAGCAUUUAGCCCAGUCACGUAACGCUACACAUCUCAAACAUAUAAUUGGUGCUGCGCCGAUUGCUUAUGGCUUGCCUGUGUAUAUUUGCUAGCCUAGAUUUUUAAAUUCGAACUUUAUUCACAGCUAAUUUACCAGAUUUUAUUGUAUAAAUGCACCAAUUUGUUUCUUAUUUAAGGUUUAAUAUAAGGCCAUCAGAAAGUUUGUUUCCAACACAGAGAUUAAGCUUUAUGAAAAUGAAUUUCAUUGGAGGAACAACAAUGACAGUGUGUUAAAUCUAAGACUGCUGUUUUAAAUGUUAAGCCAUGUUAGCUAUUGCUGAUUUAGUUUGCUCAUACUUAGGAGACAUUUUACAUCUAAAUUAUUUUAAGCCACAUUUGUUUUUGGUGUGUAAAUUCUUAUACAUUGUGUGUAACAUUUUUAUUUCCUGUUUCAAUUAGUAUCAAAUGCCAAACUGCUUUAAAAUAAAAUGAUUUUAUAACAUA